AACGAGCAACUCUGGUUGUAUGGGGGCUUCCUGCACGAUAUUAUAAAGAGCUCCCUCCCUUCAGCCUCCAGUCACAGUGCUGAUCAGAGCCAGUGGAGGCUGUGGGUGAGUUAGACUGUCGACUGAACGCUGAGCCGAGGGGUUUGACGUCAGUGAGGCACGCGUUAGUUCUCGUCCCUGCUGGUCGGGGUACGAGUAGGGAGCUGGUCUCACCUAACAGAUGUGUCUGGGACACUCCAUACUAUUUAUUCUAUCAGUUACAUAUAGGUCCCAGCAAGCAUGAUGGAAGUAUUGGACGGAUACAGGAUCGACAGAGUGCAUGAGAUGAGGGCUGCUGCCCCAGCUGAGGGAUACGUGAAGGAGUUCACGCGCCAUUCAAACGAUGUACUGCUGAACCUGAACGAGCUGCGGCACCGCAGCAUCCUGACCGACACCACCCUGGUUGUUGGCAAUGUGCACCUACGGGCACACUGUGCUGUGCUCGUGGCCUGCAGCGGGUUCUUCUACUCGCUGUACUCCCACCGUGUGUUGCUUCAGGGACGCGGUGGCGGCAGGGAGCAGCUCAUGACCGUGUCUCUCCCUGACACCUUGGACCCAUCCAGCAUCUCCCUGCUGCUCGACUUUAUGUACACCUCCCGCCUCCCUCUGACACCAACCAUCGUCCCUGGGGUGCUCACUGCUGCAACAUAUCUGCAGAUGGACCACGUGGCGGAUACCUGCCGGGAUUUCAUGCAGCUGCACUGCAGGGAGAAUAUGAGUGCAAGACACCCUCAACUGGAGCUGGACUCCAGGGUGUCUCUAGCCUCUGUAGCACCCAAAGGAGGGGACCUGCCCAAUCCAGGACCCCAGAAAUUACUCCCAACAGAAGUUGCAACAAGGGUCCCUGCAGAGGCAGGGGGCUCUCUCAAGCCAGGGGCUUUCCCGACCUGCCAGCUUGGGUCAAAGGUGCUGAAAGGAGAGCCUGACUCCAGCCCGACUCCGUCUCCAGACAGCCCCGCCCGCUCCAGCUGCCAACCAAACUCUCCAGCAGAAUCCAACACCUGCAACAAAAACCUUGUAAGUGAUGUGAAAUCUUUCCCGGACCCAAAGGCUUGCAAUUGGAAAAAAUACAAGUACAUUGUCCUCAACCCACUGUGUGCAGCCACCACGGUGAAGGAAGAGGAGAUGGAGGAACCGCAAAAUCUCAUAUCACCCACUGCAGACAGGAUGGGCUCCACAACUAAGGCACCAACAGAGGCGUGGUCUGGAGAAGUGCCUGGUCAGAUUGAUAGACAGGGGCAGGCCUCCUGCUACGAGGGUUCUGGCCGAGCCCCUCCCCUGGGGCCACCCCCCUCUGUGGAUCACCCAACAGUGCCUCCCACACACAAGGAGGGAACAGUCUCACCCUCCACUGUUUUCCCAAACCUGCACCCCACUGAUCCAGAAGCUGCGCACCACAACCAACAUGCCAUCAAGCGCGAGAACUACUAUGUGCCCUACUCUUAUUCUGGCAACCUUCAAGGAACAAAGACCGUCUGCUCAGGUGACAAGCCGUACCGCUGUAAUGUCUGCGGCGCCCAGUUCAACCGUCCUGCCAACCUGAAGACUCACUCUCGCAUUCAUUCAGGAGAGAAACCUUAUCGCUGUGACACGUGUGGCGCUCGAUUUGUCCAGGUUGCCCAUCUGAGGGCCCACGUUCUGAUCCACACUGGGGAGAAGCCGUACCCCUGCCACACCUGUGGCACCCGCUUCCGCCACCUGCAGACCCUGAAGAGCCACCUGCGCAUUCAUACAGGAGAGAAGCCUUACACUUGUGAGAAGUGUGACCUUCACUUCCGCCACAAGAGUCAACUGCGUCUUCACCUGCGCCAGAAACACGGGGCAGUGACCAACACUAAGAUCCGCUACAAGGUCCUGACUGAGCCCUACCAGCCCAUUCUGCAGGCCUGCUGAAGAGGUCUGACCUCAGCCUCAUUAAUCACGACCAGCAUGGUGCUCAGAACAACUUAAUGAUACGAAUUAGGUGAUUAUUCUUAACUUUUAGCAGACUGGUUAGGUGACCAGCUUGGACAAAAUGAUGUCAAACUGGAUUCCAUUUGAGAGAGAAAUUUGCAAAUGUUGGAUGAGUUUGGGAGCUUGGAGCUAGCAUAGCAUAACACACUGCGUGGUAGAAAUCUGUAGGACUCAUUAGAAAUCCUGGGUAGCUUUUCUGAGAUGGACAUGGAUUUAAGAAAAGUGUUUUUGAAGGUCUGCGAAGGGACGGAAAGAGGGGAAGAAGGGAAGAAGAGAUGGGAAGAAAUUUGGGAUGUGCGUACACUGAAUUUUGACAGGAUUGUGAACAGUUUGAAUGAAAGAUGAUGAAGCAAGUUUUAUAAAGGAGAGGUGGUGAGUUUUUGAGAACAUUUGUGAGAAGCACUUAAUCAGCAUUAUGUUAUUGAAAUUUUCUUCUUAAAUGUGUAUUUGUCAGAUUUAUCUUAAAUCCUGAGGCCUGGGGCCUGCGUACCAUUAAAAAAAAAGUGCAGUGAUAUCUGCUUUCAUAGUCCGAGCAGGCAAAGGACUUAGUUGUCUUGUACUGACCUUAAAGCAAAUAAAUUAAAUUAUGAGGUUUUCUGACAUUAGCAAUUUAAACAAGAUGACUGUAAGCAAUUGGAUAAUUGAUAAUAUUAUUUGCAUUUGUAUGUUUGUGUUCAUUUGCUGGACAAAGAUGGUUUUGUACAAUUUAAAUUAAAUCAUUUCUAUGUCAAUUGGA
Messenger RNA from Scatophagus argus, 2728 nucleotides. RefSeq names its product BCL6B transcription repressor (gene bcl6b). Gene Ontology annotation, biological process: regulation of transcription by RNA polymerase II. Bases 280 to 1932 code for a protein of 550 amino acids. The record is from RefSeq and is a predicted model, not a curated record. Gene Ontology annotation, molecular function: protein binding; DNA-binding transcription factor activity, RNA polymerase II-specific; RNA polymerase II cis-regulatory region sequence-specific DNA binding. NCBI's taxonomy places the organism in Eukaryota, Metazoa, Chordata, Actinopteri, Scatophagidae. Gene Ontology annotation, cellular component: nucleus. The transcript is spliced from 12 exons.